Molecule: messenger RNA, 1055 nt
Organism: Hypomesus transpacificus
Lineage: Eukaryota; Metazoa; Chordata; Actinopteri; Osmeriformes; Osmeridae
Product: zona pellucida sperm-binding protein 4-like
Exons: 6
Coding region: 15-908 (297 amino acids)
Biological process (GO): prevention of polyspermy; binding of sperm to zona pellucida
Cellular component (GO): egg coat
Molecular function (GO): acrosin binding; structural constituent of egg coat
Source: RefSeq, a predicted model, not a curated record
UGAGUCUUGACACAAUGAUGAAGUAUUGCAAUGCUGUGGUGUCUAUUGUUACUCUAUCACUAUCAGUUUUACACUGUGGUCAUACCUCAAAAGCAAUUUUUAAAACUGCAACAGAAGACAUAAAUGGCACAGCAAGUUGUCAUGAAAACUACAUGGCCAUUCACAUUGCAAAAGAACCAUUUCAACGUUUGAAAUUCACAAUUUAUGUCAAAGAUGAGCAAGGCAGGCACUUCAAAGCAACAGAUAUUGCUUUCCCUUGCCACUACUUCAUUGAUGAAACAAGCAGCUUCCUUCUAUUAGCUGUACCUUAUUACGGCUGCCUGGUCAAAAAACAAGGCAGUAUUGCAAGUAUGACGGUUGUCAUCAAAGCUUUGGCAAAAGGGGGACAGGUAGAGAUCAACAAGACAGUGCCUCUUAUCUGCACCCUGACAACUGUUACCAUUAAAGAAAAUAUCAACACAGUCGGAAAUGCACCUCUUAGACCUUAUCCAAAACAUUGCGACAAGGAUGGCUUUGUCAUUACCAUCAACCAGAAUGCCACUGUCCCACCUCUGAACCUGGACACAGUGCACAUUCUGUCUCACCAAAGUCCCAGUUGCAAGCCCCAAACCAAGACUUCUGACUCUGUCACCUUCCGUUUCCCAUUCAGUUCCUGUGGCACUCAAUUCUUGAUGGAUCACGAAAAAAUUAUUUAUUGGGUGAAAGUAGAAGCACAGCGACUUUUGAUGCAUAAACAAGAAUCUACAUUUCGCAAUGCACCUUUCAGAUUGACAGUGCGUUGCAGCUAUGCCUUGACUAGAGUGUCCCAAAUUGGGAUGGAGGUCUACAGGGAGAGGUCCGAACAAUCCUCAGCACUGAAAAGUGAAGGAAUUCUUCGGGCUGAAAUGAGGUUUGCUAAAGGUGUUUAGUUUUACAUGAAGAUCUGUCAAUUAACAUGGUGUGAGUUCAGAAUAUAUAUGACAGCCCUAUACAUCCCAUUUUGUACAGUCCAGAAGUUAUAAACUUGUAUCAGUAGAUCAUCAUGCGCUGUCUUUAGACUCCUCCUACAGUUCCUU